Entamoeba invadens IP1 is the source of this 507-nucleotide messenger RNA. RefSeq names its product acetyltransferase complex ard1 subunit, putative. The record is from RefSeq and is a predicted model, not a curated record. Gene Ontology annotation, molecular function: protein-N-terminal-glutamate acetyltransferase activity; protein N-terminal-serine acetyltransferase activity. NCBI's taxonomy places the organism in Eukaryota, Evosea, Mastigamoebida, Endamoebidae. Gene Ontology annotation, cellular component: NatA complex. Gene Ontology annotation, biological process: N-terminal peptidyl-glutamic acid acetylation. The transcript has a single exon. Bases 1 to 507 code for a protein of 168 amino acids.
AUGAUCAACGUACGUCCAGUGACUUCUGUUGAUUUACUCUCUCUUCAGAAUUACACGCUUACGUCGUUUGAAGGGUAUCCCCUCCAAUACUAUUACUUCCAUUAUUUGUCGUGGCCGUAUAUCAUGUAUGUUGCUGAGGAUGACAAGAAGAGUAUUGUUGGCCAUAUUAUUCUGAAAUGUGAGGACGGUAUAAGUCUGAAAAACGUCAUCUCAGUGACUUCUUUGAACGUCCAAUUGUCUUCUCGGAAUUGUGGAAUUGGAUCGUUAUUACUUCGGAUGGCUAUUAACGCGGCUAUAGAAGUCUACGGAGCAAGGUAUUGCAUGCUCCGUAUUAAUUUCGAAGACAACUUCUUGGUCCAUUUCUUGGUCAACAAAAACGGCUUUGAACGUGUUGGCGAGGACUUCACAUUCAUCAAAAAACUCAAAUUGGAAGAUCAAAUCGAAUCUGAUUGCACGGCGCUCUGUGCCGUGCAAUGGAGGAAGAGUGUGAUACGUGACGAGAAAUGA